AUGCAGCCAAAAAUUGAGGCAGCAGAAAGAGCAGAAUUGGUGCAAGGAGGAAAUGUAAAGGAUUGCAAACCAGAAAGCAAGACAGUGGGUGUUGCGGUCUGGGCAAAGGCACGAAAUCAAAUAUUGCGGGCCCCAUAUGGCAGGGGGGAGGACCAAAACGACGAAGCUGGUGAGCGACAAGUGUGGGGAUUAUGGGGCGUGUGGAUUUGGAGUGGAAAUUGCAGAGACAGGGUGCAAGACAAGAGAGCAAGUGUAGAGACGUUUGAAGAACUGGUGAAGGACAAUAGGAUGAUGGAAUAUGCGGUGGAGGGGGCAUUGGGCAAACACGCCGAAACUAGGAUCUACUUCAUAGGCAUUGGAAACCCAGAGAUCGUGCCAUGCAGAUUGAAAGGGAGGGUGGUUGGGUUGUGCAGUAGUGAGGGAGGAGAGAGACAAAGAGAGACAGGUGGGGAGGUUCACUACCACGUCAUAGAAGUUGUGAGGGAGAAGAGAUAUAGUGAUAACUAUGAGGACGUGCCAGAGCUUAGAGAGGAUGAGAGAGUUGAGCACUGUGGCACGGCCACGAAUGGAAAGAGAACGAAAGUGGUGGAUAUGACAGGUAGAUUCAAUCUUGGAAAGAAUGUUGUCCCAGAAAGAAUUGUGCUGAGGUAA
Phycomyces blakesleeanus NRRL 1555(-) is the source of this 651-nucleotide messenger RNA. RefSeq lists its product as hypothetical. The record is from RefSeq and is a predicted model, not a curated record. NCBI's taxonomy places the organism in Eukaryota, Fungi, Mucoromycota, Mucoromycetes, Mucorales, Phycomycetaceae. Bases 1 to 651 code for a protein of 216 amino acids. The transcript is spliced from 4 exons.